AUGUCUGUCGCUCGCAUCAACGCCGUCUUUUGCUCGCUGUGGAUCAUCCUCUUUGUAUUCUCUUCUUUCUUCUCCUACGAUGAUCCCUCGUCCAUCUUCUUCAAUGCCGAGAGAGCCUACAAACAGCGCUUCUCUAGCGUGAGGGCAGCUGAGGCAGACGCCUACAUCAGGAAUCCGCCCGCGAGAGUCAUACCGAACAAACCCGUCGACAAGCUGCUGUGCAUCGGCAUUCCAAGCGUCAAUCGCACCACCGAAUCGUUCCUUUCCUCCACGAUUGCUACACUAUCCGAUACACUAACACCGGAAGAGCGGGCAUCAAUACGCAUUGUUGUGCUACUGGCCGAUAAAUCGCCUUCGGAACACUUCGCAUAUGGCCAGCCGUGGCUCGAGCCGCUUGUCGACGAAGUUCUCCUGUACGGGGAGCCUCCGAUGGGAAGCUCUGUAUACCGUCGCAUACCCUUCGACUUGAAGGAGGGAAAUACUCGCGGUGAUGGUCGCGUCGAGAACAUGAGACUUGAUCACUCAGCACUAGUGGAAGCGUGCAGAGAGCAAGAGUAUCCCUACUUUGCCUUGGUGGAAGAUGACAUUGUCACGACCCGCGACUGGUUUCCGAGGUUCAAAAAAGGCCUUGCGUACGUCGAACGAAAGACCGAAGAGACCAAGAAGGAGUGGAUAUACCUGAGACUGUUCUAUUCAGAAAUCCUGAUGGGAUGGAACAACGAGGAAUGGCUGUCGUACUCCAAGGUCAUCUGCCUGGUGUACACCGCUGUGCUCGUCAUGUUCCUGGUGGGACGAAAAUAUGUGCGUGUUGGUGUUUCCUCCAGCGUUUCGCCGCACGCGCAGCGCUAUCUUGCAGCUCUCCUCUUCGGUCUCUGGCUGCCCGCUCUUAUAGCCCUGUAUUUUCUCUCGGGUCGUCUUUCUGUUAACAGACUGAAUCCCUUCAGAUUGAGCGCGUUGCAUGGAGCUCGCGAGAUGCCGCAUUACGGCUGUUGUGCUCAGGGACUUGUCCUUCCUCAGCGCCACUUGGCAGACUUUCAGGUGUUGUUGAGAGACCCGCCGUACGACUUUCCUGGGGAUAUGAUACUGGAGGAUUAUGCUGAAGCCCGUGGAUGGGUUAAAUGGGCAUUGGAGCCUAGUGUAUUUCAGCACGUCGGGUUCAAGGAGUCUUCUGAUGGAACACGCAGGGCGGAAGUCUGGAACUUUGGGUUUGAAAGGCUAUAUAGGAUAUAA
Molecule: messenger RNA, 1230 nt
Organism: Trichoderma citrinoviride
Lineage: Eukaryota; Fungi; Ascomycota; Sordariomycetes; Hypocreales; Hypocreaceae
Product: glycosyltransferase
Exons: 1
Coding region: 1-1230 (409 amino acids)
Biological process (GO): GPI anchor biosynthetic process
Cellular component (GO): Golgi membrane
Molecular function (GO): glycosyltransferase activity
Source: RefSeq, a predicted model, not a curated record